UCCAAUCAAAAUUUUCAGCAGAUCAUUCUGUAGGGCAGAUCAUUGAGAGAGAUAGAACACUCCAAUAAUUCGAAAGAUUAUCUUUGAAGGUUUUCAUUCCUUUCGAAAGGCUAUUAAAAACCUCUUAAGUUAAAAGGCUUACCAGCGGCAGUGCCAUUGUGGUAGACGUAGACUGAAUAACACUGCACAUUUCCACGCUCCAAUUACAAUCGCAAAAUGCCAUUGCCAUUCCCUACUCAUCCCAAUCUCACACCAUUAUGUCAAGGGAGGCGCUACACAUUCUGCUUACUACACACAAUCCCCCUGAAGACCACUCUACAUAUCUUCAAUUAUUGCAGAUCUGUAUUCUCAAGAAAACCCUUUCACAAGGGAAAAAUGUUCACGCUUUCAUCUCUCACAGGCGAUUUGCUUUUGCUACACAUACAAAUUUUCAUAAUAAGCUUAUUCACAUGUAUGUCAAGUGCGGGAGUUUGGUUGAUGCGCGUAAAGUGUUUGAUCACAUGAAACAACGAGACAACGUCUCAUGGAAUACAAUUAUUGCAGCGUACAGAAGACAUGGGUAUCCUCACGAGGCAGUCACACUGUUUCAACAUAUGGAACAAACAGGUUCGCAACCCGAUAAAUUCACAUUUGCUAACGUACUUCCAGCCUGUGGCAAGAUGGGAGCUUUGGAACAGGGUAUGGACAUCCAUCAAAGCAUAAAGGAUAGAGGAAUUUUGUCAGAUGUUAGAGUUGCAAGUGCCCUGGUAGACAUGUACGCAAAAUGUGGAAGCGUAGACAAGGCACGUGAACUGUUUGAUAAAAUGCCUCAAAGGGAUGUAUUAUCGUGGACUGCAAUGAUUGCAGGAUAUGUACGAAAUGGAUUUGUUGAUAAGGCCUUAGAAACUUUCAAACAGAUGCAAUCGGCAGGUGUAAAACCAAAUUCCACAACCUUUGCCAGCAUCCUCCCUGCCUGUGCCAAAAUGGGAUCACUAGAACAGGGUAUGGACAUCCAUCAAAGAGUAAAGGAAGAGGGACUUUUAUCAGAUGUUAUAGUUGCAACUGCCUUAGUAGACUUGUAUGGAAAAUGUGGGAGGGUUGACAUGGCACGUGAAUUGUUUGACAAAAUGCCUCAAAAAGAUGUGAUCUCAUGGAAUGCCAUGAUUGCAGGAUAUGCACAAAAUGGAUUGGUUGAUAAGGCUUUAGAAAUUUUAACGCAAAUGCAAUCGGCAGGGGUAAAGCCAAAUUCCACAACCUUUGCUGGCAUCCUCUCCGCCUGUGCCAAAAUAGGAGCUUUGCAGCAGGGUAUAGACAUCAAUGAAAGCAUCAAGGAUAGAAAGAUCUUGUCCGAUGUUGUAGUUGCAACCGCUCUAGUAGACAUGUAUGCAAAAUGUGGAAGCAUAGAUAUGGCACGUGAAUUGUUUGACAGAAUGCUUCAGAGAAAUGUUGUCUCAUGGAAUGCCAUGAUUGCAGGAUACGCACAAAACGGAUUUAUUGAAAAGGUUUUAGAAACUUUCAAGCAAAUGCAAUUGGCAGGUGUGAAGCCAAACUCCACAACCUUCGCCAGCAUCCUCCCUGCCUGUGCCAAAAUGAGAGAUUUGGAACGGGGCAUGGACAUCCAUCAAAGCAUAAAGGAAGGGGGAUUUUUAUCAGAUGUUACGGUUGCAACUGCCCUGGCAGAUAUGUAUGCAAAAUGUGGAAGAAUAGACAAGGCACGUGAACUGUUUGAUAGAGUGUCUCAAAGAGAUGUUAUCUCCUGGAAUGCAAUGAUUGCAGGAUAUGCACAAAAUGGAUUUGCUGAUAAGGCUCUCGAAACUUUCGAGCAAAUGCAAUUGGAAGGUAUUAAGCCAAAUUCCACAACCUUUGCUAGCACUCUCCCUGCCUGUGCCAAAAUUGGAGCAUUGGAACAGGGUAUGGGUAUCCAUCGAAGUAUAAUGGAAGGGGGUUUUGGGUUAGAUAUUAUAGUUGGAAAUGCUCUGCUAGACAUGUAUGCAAAAUGUGGAAGCAUAGACAAGGCACAUGAACUGUUUGGCAGAAUGCCUCAAAGAGAUGCUAUCUCAUGGAAUACAAUGAUUGCAGGAUACGUACAAAAUGGAUGUGUUGAUAAGGCUUUAGAAACUUUUAAGCAAAUGCAAUUGGUAGGUGUAAAGCCAAAUUCCACAACCUUUGCCAGCAUCCUCCCUGCCUGUGGCAAAAUGGAAGCUUUGGAACAGGGUAUGGGCAUCCAUCAAAGCAUAAUGGAAGGGGAAUUUUUGUCAGAUAUCAUAGUAGGAAAUGCUCUAAUAGACAUGUAUGCAAAAUGUGGAAGAAUGGACAAGGCAUAUGAACUGUUUGGAAGAAUGCAUCAAAGAAAUCUGGUCUCCUGGAAUGCCAUUAUUGCAGGAUAUGCACAAAAUGGAUUGGUUGAAAAGGCUUUAGAAACCUUCAAGCAAAUGCAAUUGGCAAGUGUAAAGCCAGAUUCCACAACCUUUGCUAGCAUCCUCCCUGCCUGUGGCAAAAUAGGAGCUUUGGAACAGGGUAUGAACAUCCAUCAAAGCAUUAAUGAAGAGGAAUUUUUGUCAGAUGUUAUUGCUGCAACUGCGCUGUUAGACAUGUAUGCAAAAUGUGGAAGCAUAGACAGGGCACAUGAACUGUUUGACAGAAUGCCUCAAAGAGAUGUUAUCACAUGGAAUGCAAUGAUUGCAGGAUAUGCACAAAAUGGAUUUGUGGAUAAGGCUUUAGAAACUUUCAAACAAAUGCAUUUGGCAGGUGUAAAGCCAAAUUCCACAACUUUUGCCAGCAUCCUGCCUGCCUGUGCCAAAACAGGAGCUUUGGAACAGGGUAUGGACAUCCAUCAAAGCAUAAUGGAAGGGGGAUUUUUGACAGAUAUUAUAGUUGGAAAUUCUCUGUUAGACAUGUAUGCAAAAUGUGGAAGCAUAGCCAAGGCGCACAAAUUGUUUGAAAGAAUGCCUCAAAGAGAUAUCAUAUCAUGGAAUGCAAUGAUUGCAGGAUAUGGACAAAAUGGAUUUUGCAAGGAUGCUCUCAAAAUAUUUAAAUUAAUGAAGCACUCUGGAACAUAUCCUGACAUUGUCAGCUUUGCUUGUGUUCUAUGUGCGUGCAGCCAUGCAGGUUUAGUGGAUGAGGGUUGUACAUACUUCAAUCAAAUGAGUAACUCUAAUUGCAUUACACCUACAGCUGAUCAUUAUGUGUGCAUGGUUGAUCUUCUUGGCCGUGCUGGCUAUCUUGAGGAUGCCCUAAAUUUUAUCAUUAAGAUUCCAGUUAAACCUAAGGUGGUUGUGUGGAUGUGUUUUCUUGGUGCCUGUAGAUCACAUAUGAAUAUAGGUUUAGGAGCAUUUACAGCAACGUUGCUUGUUGAUUUGGAUCCUACAAAUGCUGCAACUUAUGUUCUUCUCUCAAACAUCUAUGCCGAAGUGGGUAGAUGGGAUGAGGCUCAAAUGGUAAGGAGAUUGAUGAAAGAUAGAGGAAUUGAAAAGAUCCCUGGAUUUAGUUGGAUUGAAGGCCAUAAAAUGGUACAUGCUUUUUGUGUAGGAGGCAGAUCACAUCCACAGACACAGGAGAUCUAUGAAAGGUAGGAGAAAUUGGCCUGGGAGAUGAACACAUCAAUAUAUUUCCGAUAUUCAAGACAUUUACCUAAUGAUGUGGGAAAGGAGGAAAAUGAUUAUUUCACUAUCACCAUAAUGAAAAGUUCGCAAUUGCGACUGGUUUGUUAAAUCCACCCCAUUGAACAACUAUUAGAGCAGUUAAGAACUUUGAGUAUGUGCUAAGCAGUUAAGAACUUUGAGUAUGUGCUGACUGCCACAAAGCAAUAAACUAUAUCUCCAAGAGUGUUGCGCUCCAAGAGUUUUGCGAGAGAUGCCAACCAUUUCCUCAUUAUCAUUUUGAAGAGGGACAAUGUUCUUCUUGAUCUCGUUGGUGAUGCGAAAUCAAGCAGGGUGAAAAAUAGGCUUGUGCAACAAAAAUGUGCACUUUGUCAGGUCUGCAUUAAUAAUUAAGGGACAAGGUUUUAUCUUCGGUUUCUAGAAAGUUUUUUUUUUUAAUAAGUAUUUGGCAAUCUAGACCAUGCUGUUGGCUUUGUAAAAUUAAAUGAAUAGAGUGUGAUGCAGAUCAUUGCAUAAAUAUGUUUUUGUGGUACCUGUCAAAGAUCUCUAUUGCGAUAAUAUGGAUGUUUCAUUGAA
Messenger RNA from Cryptomeria japonica (Japanese cedar), 4154 nucleotides. RefSeq names its product pentatricopeptide repeat-containing protein At5g39350-like. The transcript has a single exon. Lineage: Eukaryota; Viridiplantae; Streptophyta; Pinopsida; Cupressales; Cupressaceae. Gene Ontology annotation, cellular component: intracellular membrane-bounded organelle. The record is from RefSeq and is a predicted model, not a curated record. Gene Ontology annotation, molecular function: identical protein binding; RNA binding. Bases 258 to 3551 code for a protein of 1097 amino acids. Gene Ontology annotation, biological process: RNA modification.